Molecule: messenger RNA, 1107 nt
Organism: Penicillium roqueforti
Lineage: Eukaryota; Fungi; Ascomycota; Eurotiomycetes; Eurotiales; Aspergillaceae
Product: NAD(P)-dependent alcohol dehydrogenase
Exons: 3
Coding region: 1-1107 (368 amino acids)
Biological process (GO): D-sorbitol catabolic process
Molecular function (GO): L-iditol 2-dehydrogenase (NAD+) activity; zinc ion binding
Source: RefSeq, a predicted model, not a curated record
AUGACCGUCACAGAAGCUGCCCAGGCUACCAAUGAAGCCUUUGUACUGCAUCCCGGAGGCACAUUUGCUUUCGAGGAACGCAGCGUACCCACAAUCCAGUCAGACCGAGAUGUCAUAGUCCGAGUCAUGGCAACAGGUCUCUGUGGUUCAGAUGUCCACUACUGGCAACAUGGCCGAAUCGGGCCAUACGUCGUUGAAGGCCCCAUAAUCCUAGGCCACGAGUCAACAGGAAUCGUGGUAGAGACCGGAAGCGGUGCUCAAGGCUUCUCCGUUGGAGAUCGAGUCGCUCUCGAGCCCGGCAUAGCCUGCAACACCUGCAAUCACUGUCGCAACGGCCGCUACAACCUCUGCCGGGGAAUGCGCUUCGCCGCGACACCUCCAUACGACGGAACCCUCGCUACCUACUACCGCGUGCCUGCAGAAUGCUGCUUCAAACUCCCAUCUCACAUCUCCAUGCGCGACGGCACCCUGAUCGAGCCUCUUAGCGUAGCCGUGCACAGCUGUCAAUUGGCAGGCUUUAUGCAGGAUAAAUCAGUGGUUAUAUUCGGAGCUGGCCCUGUCGGGUUGCUCUGCUGUGCUGUUGCGCGUGCCUUCGGCGCGUCAACGGUUAUAGUCGUGGACGUUGUCCCGGCUCGCCUCGCUUCCGCGAUGAAAUAUGGCGCUACGCACACAUACCAAAUGAGCAUGGAGGCGGCGGACAAGAAUGCCGCGGAUUUGCUGGCAACUGCCGGCUUGCAUGAUGGUGUUGAUGUUGCUCUGGAUGCGACUGGCGCUGAGCCUUGUCUGAACUGUGGUAUUAUUGCCCUCACACAGGGCGGAACGUUCGUUCAAGUCGGCUUGGGAAAACCCAACCCAUCAGUUCCGGUUGGUCUGAUCUGUGACAAAGAGAUUGUUUUCAAGGGAAGCUUCCGGUACGGGCCUGGCGACUUUAAGUUGGCCGUUGGAUUGCUCAACUCGCGCCGAGUCAAUCUGGAUGGUCUCGUCACUAAUGAAUACGCAUUCGGCCAGGCUGAGGACGCUUUCAAAAAUGUCGCCGGUCGGGGUGGAAUUAAGAGUGUGAUCUAUGGCCCGAAUGUCGACCAGGAAGAGGCGAAAGCAACGGCAUAG